UGUGUGUGAAGAUGAAGCUCCUACUCAGCAGUCUGCUACUCGCUUCUCUCUGUGCCCUCUCAUCUUGGAGUGUUUCAUCAUCAGACACACUUGUUGUUACCCAGACUCCUGAUGUCUCUGUCAUGGAGGGGGGGGCAGUCAACAUCACCUGCUGCUGGACACGCCAGCUUGAGCAAGUGAGAGUACAAUGGCUGAAUCAUAUAAAUGAGACUGCAAUAAUUCAGAAUAAAAUUUUCAGCUGGACGAAUCAGUCUGAAGGAUCUCUGCAAAAAGAAACAUCUAACUGCUCACACUUGAUCUUUACGAAUGUCACAAGAGAGGAUUCUGGGAGAUACAUCUGCAAGGUGUCUGUGGAGAUACCACUUUUACGUGUGGUUUCUGGAAAUGGCACGGUCAUCACAGUUAGACAUAAACCCUCCAUAGAGGACAACACAGCAGAAGGUUCCACCAGCGAUCUACCGCUCCCGGUGCUCAUUUCCCUGGCUGUGGUGGCUCUGCUGCUCCUCAUCACUCUCGCGUGUUUCUGCACUCUGCGUAGGAUAAAAGGUUCACAAGCAGCCAGGGUGAUCUACGAGGUUCCCCACAUUGACUCGGAGGAGGUAGAAAUGGACAAACACAGCACGGGCUCCUCCAGAGGUUCUUCUCAGUGGUGUCAGGUACCAGUGUAUGAAUCCUUCGAUUACUUUGAACGGGUCCAGACCAAAGAAAGUGAAUGAGGAUCUAUCUGCUGAGCGGCAUUUUCCUCAUCUUCCAGUAUUUUCUGUCUUCACUUUUCAGCCUGAAUAUAUAUAUAUAUAUGUAUAUAUAUACACAGUGAUGUAUCCAUUUGCCUUUCCCUGACUUAAAUGAUUCCAGAUGAGUGUAAAUAUUUUAUAUUUUUCUACAAACUCUAUAAAAGUCUUAUCCAUC
This is a messenger RNA of Perca flavescens (yellow perch), 909 nucleotides long. RefSeq lists its product as uncharacterized. The record is from RefSeq and is a predicted model, not a curated record. Gene Ontology annotation, biological process: B cell receptor signaling pathway; B cell differentiation. Bases 12 to 716 code for a protein of 234 amino acids. NCBI's taxonomy places the organism in Eukaryota, Metazoa, Chordata, Actinopteri, Perciformes, Percidae. The transcript has 5 exons. Gene Ontology annotation, cellular component: B cell receptor complex; external side of plasma membrane.